This is a messenger RNA of Thalassophryne amazonica, 663 nucleotides long. RefSeq names its product speriolin-like protein. The record is from RefSeq and is a predicted model, not a curated record. The transcript has a single exon. Lineage: Eukaryota; Metazoa; Chordata; Actinopteri; Batrachoidiformes; Batrachoididae. The coding region runs from base 1 to 663 and encodes 220 amino acids.
AUGAAACCAGCAGCUAGCUCCUCGGGAAAAAUACCCAGUGUGUACAAAGACACCUUGGAUGAGAGUGAAUUCAGAAGAGGACUGGAAGAGAACCGAGACCAUGUGUGUUCAUCCCCAGUCAACUUCAGAUCUUUCCUUCAGAAUUCCAUGCACACUGAGGCAGAGCAUGAACCCCUCCCACCCGAUACGUCUACCGAUGUCAAGGACUCAGAAAGGCUGUUGGGAGAGAUUGCCUUCCAGCUGGAUAGAAGGAUUCUGCGCCACAUCUUUCAGGGUCAGAGGAGGCAUUAUGGUUUCAAUCUGCUGAAUAUCCCACAGAAGAUCAUUGAGGUCAGCACACACCCACUGACCGGUAAAGUCGAUGAAGGAUAUCAGUGUUAUCUUUCACAGAGGUACCAUGACCUCAUGGAAGAGUUGACCCAUCUUAGAUACAAACCAACACUUCACCCAACCUUCAGUGAAUUUAUCAUCAAUACGUACGGGAUCCUGAAGCAGAGGCCUAAUGCGGUCAGUACGGAAAUGAUGGACUACAAUCAUCCCGACUUUCUGAAGAAGGUGAUAGAGACCACUGCCCAGAGUAAACUCAAGAAGGACAUUUUGGUUUUGCUGGACUGCCUCUGUUACAUGGCCCAAAAGGACAGGAACCCACUUCUUCUCUAUUAG